GGAAGUGGACUUUCUCAUUCUGCGCAGACACACGUCGUGCGCACCUUCGCUCUUUCCGUGCUCAGCUCUUUUCACUAUGGGACUGGCCGGCAAAGGAAAGGUCAGCGCAGCCAACUGGGGUCUUCACUCACCGGGCAAUCUACGGAUUUGCGCCUCUGUUUUAUGUACGCUCGAUCCACCUGCCAAACGCCUCGGGAGAUUUUUUUCUCGCUGAACUUCACCGAGGGAUCAGAGGAUGAAAGUACUGACCCGACUCCCUUUUUUAUUCGGGUGCUGGACUAUUCUCUCUCUGGAUGUGGCGACUAGACGUUUAAACGCGCAAGAUCUCUCGGACGGCAACAAAAAAGUCAGCCCUUCAUUCGUCCGCUCCAACGGCGGACAUGUGGCUAGGAUCACUCCAAUUAGGACCGAAGAGCUCACAAAAGCGGGUGGUAUGGACUUGGGGAGAAUGGAAGCCGCCAGGUCAUGGGUCACCCCAUCGCCCAUUAAGAUGGGCUCAUCUGCUGCCCCCAGGUUAGUGGGGCAUGCGACAAAUGGCCGGAAGCCGGCUGCCUUGCUGAAAAUUCCAGGAAAGAGCAAGAUCCCCAAACACCCCCAUGUGACCCCCCACGACUACAUGCUGUCCCUGUAUAAGACUCUGUCAGAAGCGGAGCGCGUGGGCUUCAACACUUCCGCGGCGCAGCAGGCUGGCUUAGCUAACACCAUCACCAGUUUCGUGGAGAAGGGUCAAGAAGAACGUAUGCCUCUGAUAAGAAAGCAAAAAUAUAAUUUUGACAUCAGUGCCUUGGAAAAAGAUGGACUGCUUGGAGCUGAACUGCGCAUUCUCCGCAAGCGGCCGUCUGACCCGCGAAAAGCCCUCCCUUUCGGCAGCACAUUUCUGUUGAAGCUAUUCACCUGCCCAACUGCCAAACAGCCAGCGGUGCUCCUGGAAUCUCGGAGUCUCAACCUCCUUGAUACCCCCAAAUGGGAAGUUUUUGAUAUCUGGAAGCUCUUUCGAACUUUUAAGAGCCUGGCACAUUUAUGCUUUGAGCUGGAGGUAUACGAAAGAGGUCGGCCAGCGGACUUGAGAGCCUUGGGAUUCAACAGAAUCGGCCGCCAGGUAAAAGAGAAGGCUGUUUUUGUGGUUUUCGGCCGAACCAAAAAGAGAGACUUAUUUUUUAAUGAGAUUAAGGCCAGGUCUGGUCAAGAUGACAAAACAGUUUAUGAAUACUUAUUCAAUCAGAGACGAAAACGCAGGGCUCCUCUCUCCUCUCGUCAGGGGAAGAGGCAGAUGAAACCAAAGCCUCGGUGUAACAGAAAACCCCUUCAUGUGAACUUUAAGGAUAUGGGCUGGGAUGACUGGAUUAUUGCCCCCUUGGAAUAUGAGGCCUAUCACUGUGAAGGGGUUUGUGACUUCCCGUUGCGCUCACAUUUGGAGCCUACAAAUCACGCUAUUAUUCAGACUCUGAUGAACUCCAUGGACCCUGAAUCCACCCCGCCCACUUGCUGUGUGCCCACUCGCCUCAGUCCCAUAAGCAUCCUCUAUAUAGAUUCAGCAAACAAUGUGGUAUACAAGCAGUAUGAAGACAUGGUGGUGGAGUCCUGUGGCUGCAGGUAACAUAACUGGUCCUCAGCAUGCCUCCAAACCAAGUGCUGACCAGCAUAGAAGAAAUGGGCGGAACUGAGUACAGAGGUCUUUGGAGUCUUCAUGAAAGGACAAUGCAUACUGCUGAGCAGAUGUCCAACAGCCCUUAAUGGAGAGGUGGUAAAUAACACAACAGCCAAAUCCCUGGAUUAGCACCUUGGCUCACCAUGACAGCCAUUGUGUUUGUCUGUUAAGACUUCUACCCACACAGAAGAAGUGAUCUCCUGGAGGUCAGCGGUCUUUUAAAAAGCUGUACUGUCACUCAUGCCAGACUUGCUCUAAUUCACAAGACUGUUAAUAAGGCAAAUCAGGCUGGAAUGUGCAUUUAAUUUCUGCAUCCAGCAGCAACAGGAGAUCACCAUUUUGUGCAGCUAUGACCAGUAUUCACAGAAAGCUUUGAUGACCACCCCAUCCUCAUUGUUGUGAGUCUUCCAAGCAGAAGAUGCAAGGAACUUUAUCUAGGUGGGCUCUAUAUAGUGAACAUUAUCUGGAUGCAAGUAGACACAAAUAUUAUAGAAACACUUUAUGUAUUCUAGGAGAUGCAAACUUGAGAAUUCACUGUGUAUAUAAUGUAUUUAUACAUGUUUGAAAUAAAUGGUUUAAUAUUUUAA
Messenger RNA from Polypterus senegalus (gray bichir), 2235 nucleotides. RefSeq names its product growth differentiation factor 5 (gene gdf5). Gene Ontology annotation, molecular function: cytokine activity; growth factor activity. Lineage: Eukaryota; Metazoa; Chordata; Cladistia; Polypteriformes; Polypteridae. The record is from RefSeq and is a predicted model, not a curated record. The transcript has 2 exons. Gene Ontology annotation, biological process: SMAD protein signal transduction; BMP signaling pathway. The coding region runs from base 236 to 1597 and encodes 453 amino acids. Gene Ontology annotation, cellular component: extracellular region.